CCUCAUAUCAAGAAGCCACAGGUUCUGUUCUCCAGAUGCGCUAAUGCCAGCAAACCCAACCUUCCCUGUACUUCCACACCCACGAUACGCCCGACACAUACUUGCGUUUCUCAGGCUCUAGCACAGCCAGCCGGGGUCUAUCUAUCUCUCAGCGUUCCAGCUACUACCCACGAGGUCUCACCAGCGAUAAAUUCUUUUCGGGUACUUUGGGGUUCUCGACUCUUGACACGCUUGACAGACCUUUGCUCCACCCACCAUGGGACAUUUCUGCACCAGUCCCUGAAGCCACGAUUUCGGAGGCUCUAUAGCCCGUUCCCAAUGUAUACCUCCCAUGCGCAUGACUUUCAUUCUGUACGCUCCCGCAUCACGGAGGUUUAAGGCCUAUCUCGGGCCUCAGCAGGUGUUCUCACUCUUCCCUCCUGAUACGAGAGCCUAUGGAGAGAAACAAGGUCCAGUGAACUCUACCUGCAAUCUUCAGGCGUGAUGUGCCUGCACAUUCACUUUGGUCACCUGCCUUGGCCUCCGAGACGCACGUGAGCUUGUUCGGGUCCUUGAUUGGCGUGUUUUACCUUGCGAGUGCAUGUCUGCUUGUAGAGAUCGUCACCUUUAUCGAGGCCUCAUUCUCCAACACUUCUGAUGUACCUAGCCGAACGCUGGAACUCUUCACAGUGAACUGUCGUUCGCCUCGUUGCGAUAGAGACUCAUCGAGCUUAAAUACACUCUGUGACAGUCCGGCUGACUCACUUCCCAGGGCGAGUCAUGACCCCGCACUUUACACAGUCACGCCUUAUUCGCACCCCGAAGGAUCACAGGACGUCACGCGUAGACGCCUUCAAGAGGUGGGUCAACACGAAGCAUGGGUUAAGCCUCAAAAACUACCAUGAUUUGCACCAUUACUCGGUCUCCGACUAUACUUUCUGGCAGGACCUCUGGCAGUACUUCAACAUCGUAUAUUCCGUACCUCCCGAAACAAUCGUAACCGAAGGACGGCUUCCCGAGCUCCGAACAUGGUUCCCCGGCGCGCGCCUGAACUACGCCGAGAACGUGCUGCGCUUCAACGGCGACGCCAUCGCGGUCACCGCCGCGCGGGAGACGGGCCAGGUCGCGCACUACAGCUUCCGGGAGCUGCGGCGCAUGGUGGGCGGGCUCGCCGCGGCGAUGCGCGCCAGCGGCCUGCAGGUCGGCGACCGCGUCGCCGCCGUCGUCACGAACUCGGUCGACGCGCUCGCGAUCGCGCUCGCCGCGAUCAGCCUCGGCGCCGUGUUCUCGAGUAUGGCGCCCGACAUGGGCCCGCAGGGUGUCUUGGGCAGGUACAGACAGACCGGGCCCAGGCUCGUCUUUUUCGACACCGAGGUCGUGUAUGCCGGGAAGACGACGGACCUGACAGCCAACAUACGCGAGGUCGUGGAGGGGCUCGUGCCCCACGGCCUGCGGCGCGCGGUGCUGCUCCCCAGCACGAAGACUGGGAAGCCUGUGGGCUUUCCGGGUGCCCCUCCAGUGUGCCAAACAUUGAAAGAUUUUGUGGCCAGCGGAGAUGGCCGUCCGCUAGAGUUCGAGCAGCUGCCGUUCGAGCACCCCGUGUUCAUUGUUUAUUCAUCCGGCACAACUGGACCGCCGAAGUGCAUCGUCCAUUGCGCAGGGGGUCUACUGCUCAAUGGAAUAAAAGAUGGCGCAUUCGGGAGCAAUCUCUGCCCAGAUCAGUGCUACUACCAGUACACUACGGCUGGAUGGGCGGUCUGGAACACUAUGAUACCUGCUCUUGCUUGUGGCGCCCGGAUCAUACUCUACGACGGCUCUCCUUUUUUCCCUAGCAUCAAGUCAACAUUGAAGAUUAUUAAUGACCAGGGGGCGACCGUCUGGGGCACUUCCCCCCGAUUCUUCGUAGAGCUUCGCUCCCAAGGCAUCACAUCAUCACACGAAAACACAGCGGAGCUCCCGGCCUUCGAAUCGCUUCAGACCAUCGCAUGCUCCGGCUCGCCUCUGACCGCGCCCAUGUUCGAGUGGAUACAGGGGACGUUUCGGGACGUGUACGUGUACUCUAUAUACGGCGGCACGGACACCUGUGCUGCCUUCCUGACGGGCGUUCCCAGCCAGCCCACGUACGCCGGAGAACUGCAAGGCAAGGCGCUCGGCAUGGCCGUCGAGCUCUUUGACGACGCGGGCCGCAACGCCGAGGACGCAGGCGUGCCGGGCGAGCUCGUGUGCACACGGCCGCACCCCGUCAUGCCCGUCGCCCUGUGGGGGGACGACGCGGACGACAGCACGCUGCGGAGGACGUACUUCGGCAGGUUCCCCGGCGUGUGGCACCAGGGCGACUUUGCCGUGAAGAACCCGCGGACGGGCGGGCUCGUUGUGCUGGGCCGCAGCGACGGCGUGCUGAACCCGAGCGGCGUGCGCUUCGGGUCUGCGGAGGUGUACGGCGUGCUCGAGCAGUUCCACGGGACCGUCGCCGACACGCUGUGCGUCGGCCAGCGGCGCGCGCAGGACGCCGUCGAGCGCGCGCUGCUCUUCGUGAAGAUGCCGCCCGGGCGGCGCCUCGACGACGGCCUCAAGGCGCGCAUCCGCCACGCCAUCCGGACGCAGCUGAGCCCGCGCUACCUGCCGGCGCACAUCUUCCAGGUGGACGACAUCCCGUAUUCUGCGAACGGAAAGAAGAUCGAGAUGGCGGUGAAGAAGAUCAUAUCUGGACUGGACUUCCUGGCUGCCGGGAUGGCUCUGGCCAACCCGGAUAGCUUGAAGGAGUACUACAAGUACAGGGACUACGAAGGCGCUGUCGCGAGAGAAAAGGCAGAGGAGUCGGCACGACUUUGAUAUGAUUGUAUUUGUGGAACUUGCACGAUAUGGAUAGUAGUACGAACACAUAUGACGCGCCGCGAGUGGAUGGAUAUCGCUCGUGAGCGAACCGUUUUGUCGGAGCGAGGCGCGGAAGAUUAUUGUGUCUAGCGAGGUGGUAAUGGAGACUGCUAGCUCAACGUCGUAUAGAAGUGGAAGUUGAUGAAGCAGUAAGCACAGUUCGCUAUGAACGUUCAAGUCG
Molecule: messenger RNA, 3034 nt
Organism: Phanerochaete carnosa HHB-10118-sp
Lineage: Eukaryota; Fungi; Basidiomycota; Agaricomycetes; Polyporales; Phanerochaetaceae
Exons: 15
Coding region: 760-2811 (683 amino acids)
Biological process (GO): lipid metabolic process
Cellular component (GO): cytosol
Molecular function (GO): acetoacetate-CoA ligase activity
Source: RefSeq, a predicted model, not a curated record